AUGCCUAUUCACCAAGCCCACCCCAACCUGAAGAGGAAGGCUGAAAGCAUUGGAAUUGGAACAGUUGGAAGCACUGUAAAUAACGCCAAGAGGCCCAAAAUUGAGGCCCACCUUGAGAAAAACAUGAAGACUGCACCCAAGGCACCUGCAGCCAAGAAGCCUGCACUCAAGGCACCUGCAGCCAAGAAGCCUGCACUCAAGGCACCUGCAGCCAAGAAGCCUGCACUCAAGGCACCUGCAGCCAAGAAGCCUGCACUCAAGGCACCUGCAGCCAAGAAGCCUGCACUCAAGGCACCUGCAGCCAAGAAGCCUGCACUCAAGGCACAUGCAGCCAAGAAGCCUGCACUCAAGGCACCUGCACCCAAGGCACCUGCAGCCAAGAAGCCUGCACCCAAGGCACCUGCACCCAAGGCACCUGCAGCCAAGAAGCCUGCACCCAAAGCACCUGUACCCAAGGCACCUGCAGCCAAGAAGCCUGCACCCAAGGCACCUGCAGCCAAGAAGCCUGCACCCAAGGCACCUGCAGCCAAGAAGCCUGCACCCAAGGCACCUGCAGCCAAGAAGCCUGCACUCAAGGCACCUGCAGCCAAGAAGCCUGCACUCAAGGCACCUGCAGCCAAGAAGCCUGCACUCAAGGCACCUGCAGCCAAGAAGCCUGCACCCAAGGCACCUGCAGCCAAGAAGCCUGCUGCAGCUAAGAAGCCUAAAGUCAAAAAGCCUGCUGCAGCUAAGAAGCCUAAAGUCAAAAAGCCUGCUGCAGCUAAGAAGCCUAAAGUCAAAAAGCCUGCUGCAGCUAAGAAGCCUAAAGUCAAGAAGCCUGCUGCAGCUAAGAAGCCUAAAGUCAAGAAGCCUGCUGCAGCUAAGAAGCCUAAAGUCAAGAAGCCUGCUGCAGCUAAGAAGCCUAAAGUCAAAAAGCCUGCUGCAGCUAAGAAGCCUAAAGUCAAAAAGCCUGCUGCAGCUAAGAAGCCUAAAGUCAAAAAGCCUGCUGCAGCUAAGAAGCCUAAAGUCAAAAAGCCUGCUGCAAAAAAAAAGCUAAAUAAAGGUUUAAAACAUAAGAGCACCAGGUGCAUGUGCCUAAAAUUCUUCUUAUGA
Messenger RNA from Salmo salar (Atlantic salmon), 1092 nucleotides. Lineage: Eukaryota; Metazoa; Chordata; Actinopteri; Salmoniformes; Salmonidae. The record is from RefSeq and is a predicted model, not a curated record.